Pectinophora gossypiella (pink bollworm) is the source of this 940-nucleotide messenger RNA. It is a transcript of the gene RpL8, whose product is annotated as 60S ribosomal protein L8. The record is from RefSeq and is a predicted model, not a curated record. Gene Ontology annotation, molecular function: RNA binding; structural constituent of ribosome. Lineage: Eukaryota; Metazoa; Arthropoda; Insecta; Lepidoptera; Gelechiidae. Gene Ontology annotation, cellular component: cytosolic large ribosomal subunit; ribosome. Bases 128 to 901 code for a protein of 257 amino acids. Gene Ontology annotation, biological process: cytoplasmic translation. The transcript is spliced from 6 exons.
UUUGAAUAAAUCAUGACUUGCUCAGUGAGUCAUAUCAUUUGAUAGUUGAUAGAAGAAAAUAGAAAUAAUACAGACAGCACUAGUUCUUUCAAAAGUGGACCUCUUUGAUAUUUGAGGGGUCGUAACCAUGGGUCGAGUAAUUCGUGCUCAACGUAAAGGUGCCGGUUCAGUCUUCGUGUCACACACGAAGAAAAGAAAAGGAGCCCCAAAACUUCGUUCCUUAGACUAUGCUGAGCGUCAUGGUUAUAUCAAGGGAGUCGUAAAGGACAUCAUCCACGACCCUGGUAGGGGUGCUCCUCUUGCGGUCGUUCAUUUCCGUGACCCUUACAAGUUCAAGACACGCAAGGAGCUCUUCAUCGCUCCCGAAGGUCUUUACACUGGCCAGUUCGUAUAUUGUGGAAAGAAAGCCACCCUUGAAGUUGGUAAUGUGAUGCCUGUAGGUGCUAUGCCUGAGGGUACCAUUGUGUGCAAUUUGGAAGAAAAAAUGGGUGACCGAGGCCGGCUUGCUCGUGCAUCUGGAAACUUCGCCACAGUUAUUGGACACAAUCCCGAUGCCAAGCGCACUAGAGUUAAGUUGCCCUCUGGCACAAAGAAGGUUCUGCCAUCAAGCAACAGAGGCAUGGUUGGUAUCGUUGCUGGAGGUGGUCGUAUUGACAAGCCCAUCCUGAAGGCUGGCCGUGCAUACCACAAGUAUAAGGUGAAGCGUAACUGCUGGCCAUAUGUACGUGGUGUUGCCAUGAACCCUGUAGAGCAUCCUCACGGUGGUGGUAACCAUCAACACAUUGGUAAGGCUUCGACUGUCAAGAGAGGAACAUCCGCCGGUCGCAAGGUUGGUCUCAUCGCUGCCCGCAGGACCGGAAGAAUUCGUGGUGGCAAGACCGACAACAAGAAGGAGGCGUAAAUUUACUUUUAUGCAAAAUAAAAUCUGUAAACCACAUAA